AUGUUCCCACUUUCGAAGAAAUAUGAAAAAUCUGAUGCUGCAGUUACACAAGUUGAAUCAAAUAAAGCCAAUGAUGUGCAAAGUGAGAAAUCUCAAGAUGUAAUCACAGCAGAACCAUAUCCAAGUCACGAAGAUGACAACAAGAAAUCUUUCUGGUCAAGAUUUAGAUUUUCUGUUGAUACCACUGAUCACCCACCACAGAUUUUCAACAAAACUUUAUACUUGAGUAUCUUUGUGUUUGGUAUGUUUGGUGCUGGUAGGGGUUUAGAUGAAGGUAAUAUUUCGGGAAAUAUUGCUCUUCCUGCAUUUAAACAACGGUUUGGUCUUAGUGAUGAAUCCAAGUCGGAGAAUGAGCUUGCCAAUUUGAAGUCAAAUAUCACAUCAAUGGUGCAAUUGGGAUCUAUUGGUGGUGCCAUCAUUGCCAUGAAAUCAGUUGAUUUCUUGGGAAGAAUUAGAGCUUUGCAGUUGGUUUGUAUUCUUUGGGUUGUUGGGGUUAUUAUUGAAAUUUCAUCAAAUUCUGUUGGUCAAUUAUACGCUGGUCGUUUGAUUGAAGGGUUGGCUAUUGGACAAACUACAUCUAUUGGUCCUGUGUACAUGUCAGAAGUUGCCCCCAGUCCUAUUCGUGGUAUGGCCAAUUGUAUCUUUGCUGGUGCCGUGUAUUUGGGUAUCAUGUUGAGUUAUUUUGCCAAUUAUGGAUCAGCAUUGCAUAUCCCUAGUGAAACCAGUGAUGGUUCACCCAAUGACAAGCAAUGGAGAGUCACAUUAUCCACCAAAAUUAUCAUGGCUGGUUUGAUCUUUAUCAGUUCAUUUUUCUGGUGUGUUGAAAGUCCUCGUUGGUUGUUGAAGCAUGGCAAAUCUCAAGAGGCUAUUGACAAAUUGAGUAAAUUGAGGCAUUUGCCAAAUGAUCAUCCAUACAUUAUUGCAGAAAUUAGUGAUAUCAAUGAACAAGUAAUGGCAGAAAAGGAGGCCACCAAGAAUCAAUCAUUGUGGUCAAUGUUUAAACAAAUUGUUACCGUAAAGAGUAUUGCUUACAGAUUUGUCUUUAUUGCUGGUGCAACUCAAGUGUUGGGUCAGUGGAGUGGUGCCAAUGCUGUGACAAUUUAUGCCUCGGAAUUGUUUUCCUUGAUUGGUGUGACUGGUAUUGGUACUUUGAAAAUGUCGGCCGUCUUGGGUGUUGUGAAGUUUGUGUCAGCUUACCUUUCAGCAUUUUUCAUUAUUGAUAUCUUGGGUAGGAAAAGAGCCAUUUAUAUUGGUAUUUGUGGUCAAAUGAUGUGUUUGUUAUACUAUGCCAUCUUUUUGACAGUGGUUCCUGAAGCUGCUGAAAAGGGAGUUGUAAUUACUGGAUCAGCAAAGAGGGCAAGUCAAGGUGCUUUGGCAGCAAUCUUUUUGAGUGGUACAUUUUGGACAGUUGGGUUCAACUCUAUACAAUAUUUGAUUGGUGGUGAGAUUUUCCCUCUUGGUAUUAGAUCUUUUGCUCAAUCAUUGGUUAUGAUUUUACAUUUUGCUAAUCAAUAUGGUAACUCCAAGGCAUUACCCAAGAUGAUGAUUGCUAUGAAUUCAUACGGAGCUUUCUACUUUUUCGUUGGUGUUUUGUGCAUCUCAUUAGUUUGGGCAUUCUUCCUUCCUGAAUUGAAAGGUAGAAGUUUAGAAUCUAUCGAAGAAGUGUUUACGUUACCAUGGUAUGAUUUGAGACGUUGUAACAAGUUGGUUCCUGAUCAUUCACAGAUUCAUAAAGUCAAGUACACAAAUAGCAGAGGUAAUACUGGAUUCGACCAUAUUCACUUCGAUUUGGAAAAGAAUAAGCCCAGCGUUGAAUUGGUUGAAGAUUUGAUGAAACAUGAUGAGGGUAAAGCUUCGAAUGGUGGUGGUGGCUCUAGAAGACAGCACGAUGAUGACGAUGAUGACGAUGACGAAAAGAAGAUUUAG
Molecule: messenger RNA, 1926 nt
Organism: Lodderomyces parapsilosis
Lineage: Eukaryota; Fungi; Ascomycota; Pichiomycetes; Serinales; Debaryomycetaceae
Gene: HGT17
Product: Hgt17p
Exons: 1
Coding region: 1-1926 (641 amino acids)
Biological process (GO): transmembrane transport; carbohydrate transport
Cellular component (GO): membrane
Molecular function (GO): carbohydrate:proton symporter activity
Source: RefSeq, a predicted model, not a curated record